AUGGAUUUCAAGAAAGAUCUCUCAAAGACUGGACAGGACGUUGUUAAAGCCCAUGAGUUCCUUAGAAAGAAAGGCUUAGCAAGUCCAGAAGAGAAAGCAAGCAGAGCCACUGCUGAAGGAAGGAUAGGGUCAUAUAUCCAUGAUAGCAGGAUUGGUGUCUUGGUAGAGGUGAACUGGGAGACAGAUUUUCCCGGCGUGACAUUUUUAAGGAGCUGGUCACCAACAGUAACAGUGUCUGCCGUAAAGGGUACACAGCUACGAGAAGAAACUGGAGCAGGGAUUAUGGACUGCAAGAAAGCUCUUUUCGAAACUGGAGGGGAUCUUGAGAGGGCACAGGAUUACUAA
Molecule: messenger RNA, 345 nt
Organism: Juglans microcarpa x Juglans regia
Lineage: Eukaryota; Viridiplantae; Streptophyta; Magnoliopsida; Fagales; Juglandaceae
Product: polyprotein of EF-Ts, chloroplastic-like
Exons: 2
Coding region: 1-345 (114 amino acids)
Biological process (GO): mitochondrial translational elongation
Cellular component (GO): mitochondrial matrix
Molecular function (GO): translation elongation factor activity; protein binding
Source: RefSeq, a predicted model, not a curated record